AUGUCGAUACAGGACCAUUUACAGUCCUUUCUCUCGGCAGCAUCGAGCUCGCAACGAACAGUAGACGCCGACGAACAACUCAUAGGAUCACUCCAAGGCCACGUCAAUACCCUCCUCAAGUCUACCACAGACCAGCCCAGCUCGGUGACACUUACUGCAAGCCCAGAUCUCGCCAAGCAUGCUUCUUCUUCAGCUAGCCAUGUCUGGUCUCAAUUCCAGCGUUUCGUCUCGCUCAAUCGAUCUGUCGAGCAAGCAGGUCAGGAUGCAAUCGAUGACUAUCCACACGAGAUGCAAGCCUCGGCCGCUGAGCAUUGGGAUCGAAGCGACUACCAUCCAUCUCACCACUCGUCCCCUGCUGUAGCUGGGCUCGAAGACCACCUAGCUCACCUCACUGCUGCUGAUCCCCAGCUCGCAGAAAGCUUGCGUCAGACUGUUCUCGCUUCCCUCUCUUCUCCCCGUUCGGGAGAUGAGGUGUCAGCCGAGCUCGCAGAAGCCAUUGGCUUUCAACAUCUUGACUUGGUCGGUAGCGUUGUCAGUGAUCGUCAAACCGUGCUUGCAGCACUGCAGUCACACGACUCGAUCACAGCAUCACACCUGAACCGAUCAGCAGAUAUCUCGCAACAUCGCCCAUCACUGAUUGCACUGCCACAUCAUCAACCACAACAGCAGCAUCAUCAUCCACACGGCUCUUUCCAUCGUGGCGCUCGACCUUACCUUCCUGGCUCGCAAGUCGUUGUCCAGACACAAGGAGAGCGUCAACAAGCUCGCAGAUUCAAGAACGACCUUCGCAAAGGCAACCGUCAGAGAGCUGUCGACCCAAGCGAAAGUAUUCGCACCUACACACCAGAAGAGCUCGAGCGUAUCCGCGAAGAGAGUCUUGCUGCUGCUGCCAACCGUCCACUCUUUACCGGCACUGCCACUGGCGCCGAUGAUGUACGCUAUCCACACGUCUUCUCCUCUGCACCUCAAGGCAAUGUCCUUUCUGUCUUUGGUCAGAAGUUUGCCCUGCCACUCGGCACAGUACGUGAAGAGAAGCAAUUCUUUGAGCAAGUCACCAUCCCUCCACCGCGCACUGUUCCCAUGCGAAGCGAAGAGCGCUACAUCCCGAUUCCAGAAAUGCAUCCUAUCUGUCGCGGUGCGUUCCCAGGGUACAAGAGUCUCAAUCGACUACAAAGUGUCGUCUAUCCUUUGGCAUACAAGACCAACGAGAAUUUGCUCAUCUGUGCUCCUACCGGUGCUGGUAAGACCGACGUAGCCAUGUUGGCCGUGAUGCGCGCCAUCAGUCAGUAUGCUCGCAACUUGGAACCGACAGCAGGCAGUGCCGGCGCAGGCUUCGACAUUCGCAAGAACGAUUUCAAGAUCAUCUACGUCGCUCCCAUGAAGGCGCUCGCAGCAGAAGUUGUGCGCAAGUUCAGCAAGCGUUUACAAUACCUUGCUAUCAAGGUGCGCGAGUUGACCGGUGAUAUGCAGCUUACUCGCCAGGAGAUCGCCGAGACACAGAUGAUCGUCACAACUCCCGAGAAGUGGGAUGUGGUGACACGGAAGCCUACCGGUGAAGGCGAGCUGGCCACAAAGGUGAGGCUUCUCAUUAUCGACGAGGUUCAUCUGCUUCACGAUGAGCGUGGUUCUGUCAUUGAGACUAUCGUUGCGCGUACGCUGCGACUUGUCGAAUCGAGUCAGUCGCUCAUUCGUAUCGUUGGUCUAUCAGCUACAUUGCCCAACUACGUCGAUGUAGCUGACUUCCUUCGUGUCAAUCGAUGGCAGGGUCUUUUCUACUUUGACUCCUCCUUCCGACCUGUUCCGCUCGAGCAGCACUUCCUCGGUGUUAAAGGCAAAGCUGGCUCGCAGCAGUCUCGAGCCAACCUGGACAAGGCCUGUUUCGAGAAGGUAUCCGAGCUCGUUCAGGCCGGUCACCAAGUCAUGGUCUUCGUCCAUGCCCGAAAGGAAACCGUCAUAACAGCGCAAACUCUCCGAGAGAUGCUCCGCCAAGAAGCCAUGAGCGACAUCCUGCAAGCUGCAGCCGACGAGAAUCCGAAAAAGGCUUUCUUCAAGAAAGAGCUACAGUCUAGUCGCAACCGCGAGAUGAAGGAAUUGUUCGAUUACGGCUUUGGUAUUCACCAUGCAGGCAUGCUUCGUUCCGACCGUACGUUGAGCGAGCGUAUGUUCGAAGCAGGUGUCACCAGAGUGCUCUGCUGCACGGCUACACUUGCUUGGGGUGUCAACUUGCCAGCGUAUGCAGUCGUGAUCAAGGGCACAGACGUGUACGAUUCGUCCGCGGGCAAGUUUGUCGAUCUGUCCAUUCUAGAUGUUCUGCAGAUUUUCGGUCGUGCUGGUCGUCCGCAGUACGAGGAUCUCGGUGUGGGUUACAUCCUCACAUCGCAAGAUAGGCUCUCGCACUACGUCGAUGCUAUCACUUCACAGCAUCCGAUCGAGUCCAAGUUCAUCGGAGGGCUCAUCGAUUCGCUCAAUGCAGAGAUCUCGCUCGGUACGGUCGCUAGUGUGAGGGACGGUGUCUCUUGGCUUGGCUACACCUAUCUUUUCACGAGAAUGAAACGCACGCCACUCACCUACGGUAUGACGUAUGACGAGGUUGUUGAUGACCCGCAUUUGGGGGUCAAACGUCAGCAGCUCAUUAACGUCGGCGUGAAGAAACUUGUGGAGUGCAAGAUGGUGGAGCAUGAUACCAUCACUGAUCGUCUCAAGGUCACCGAUCUUGGUCGCAUCGCUGCAAAAUACUAUAUCGGCUAUAAGACGAUCGAGACGUUCAACGAGCGCAUGCGUAGCAACAUGAGCGAAGCCGAUGUACUCGGCCUUCUCAGUCAAGCUGCUGACUUUGAACAGAUCGUACCACGAGAUGCGGAGGAGAAGGAGCUCAAGAAAAUGCUCAAAGUUGCACCAUGCCAAGUCUCAGGGGGUAUCGAAACUUCAACUGGCAAAGUCAACAUUCUGUUACAGGCGUAUAUUUCGCGAACUUAUAUCGAGGAUUUUGCGCUUGUUUCUGAUUCGGCUUAUGUCGCUCAGAAUGCUGGACGAAUCAUUCGCUCGUUACUCGAGAUUGCUCUGAGUCGAAGAUGGGCUCCGACGGCAUCGGCUUUGAUCUCGAUGAGUAAGGCGAUCGAGAAACGUAUGUGGCCAUUCGACCAUCCUUUGCAGCAAUCGCAUCUUAAUCCGGAUACGCUCUUUGCGCUCACGGAACGAGCGGACGAUGUCGAAAUCGAGCAGCUCGCCGAAAUGUCACCGAGCGAAAUUGCAAAGUUGAUACGAGUCAAUGCAAGGAUGGCCAGUGCGGUCCGUCAAGUGGCACGAAGUUUCCCUCGUCUUGCCACCUCAGCUUCGCUUCGACCUCUCAGUCAUGAUUUGCUGCGUAUUGAUGUUCGCGUCGAUCGAACAUUCGACUGGAGCGAACGCGAUCUCGGUCGUCUACACGGCUUCUAUAUCUGGGUAGAAGACGAGGAGGGAGCAGAGAUUUUGCAGUGGUUGACGCAUCUUACGCGCCUUACCGACUCGCACACCUCGAGCGUAUCUUUCACCAUUCCACUACGAGAGACCUUGCCAUCGGGACUCAAAAUUCGAUGGAUGUCGGACAGCUGGCUGGGUAGCAAAGGUAGCGAAUGGAUUGCGUUUGACGAUCUGAUCGUACCGGGUAAACCACCAGCGCACGAUUCAUUGCUGGAUUUGCCGUUGCUUCCUGUGCGAUCGGCGUUGAGGGAUGAGCUGCUGUGCGAGAUGUACGCGCAGAAGUUGAGCGCGUUUAAUGCGAUUCAGACGCAAAGCUUCCAUACCAUCAUGUAUACGAAGGCUAAUACGUUGCUGUGUGGGCCGACAGCUUCGGGCAAAUCGACGGUUGCAGGGAUGGCGGUCUGGCGUGCUUUGCAGCAGGGAGAUAAGAAAUGCAUCGUUAUGGUUUACAAUAUGAGAGACCUCUUGGCUUCUGCACUUAAAACCACCCUGGUUGCAGCGCUGAAGCAGAAGGGGAUCGAGGUGAAAUGCACUUCGCUCUCCAAGCGAGUCAUUCCGUUCAUCUGCAACGAUAGUGUGGGGGCUAGAGUGUUGCUCACCACAUCGAGCAAUCUGUUGCGCGCACUGGAUGUAAGGCAAGACUUGGUAACUCACACUUCUUUGCUGGUUGCAGAAGAUUUGCAUCUGCUGGAUGCGAGCUACGAAUUAAUGCUGGCUAAGUUCAUGUGGUGUUCCGCUCGAGCACAUACCGAGGAUGGUGUUGGCAAGCCACGGAUAGUCGCGACAAGUGCGAGUCUCAACGAUGCCAGUUCGCUAUCAGCAUGGAUUGGAGCGGAUGAAUUUUCAACGUACAACUUCCAUCCCAAAGAUCGACCUUCAAUCCUCUCGACCUCUUUCCAAGCGUUCGAUCUACCGCAUUCCUCUGGUCUGCUAAAAACGAUGGUCAAACCGGCAUUCGACAAGAUGAAAGAGACUCGCUCUAGCGGGCCUGCUCUCGUCGUUGUCCCAUCCGUUUGGCAAUGUUUCACGGUUGCUUCGGACCUAAUCACAAAAGCGGCAGCGGAAAUGGAAGAUGGCUAUCUAGGUUUACCCUCAGAAGAGAUCGAAUCCAUCCUUCCGCACAUCUUGGACACAUCGCUCCACGAGGCGCUGGUACAUGGGAUUGGAAUUCUGACAGAAAAAAUGGUGCAUCAGGACCGAUCGCUGAUGGAACACUUGUACCAUCAGGGCUUAGUGAAAGUUAUCAUCACUUCUCGAGACUGCUUAUGGUCGGUCACACUUAGCGCGGCGUUAGUGGUAGUAAUGAGUACGCAAUAUGUUAGGAUUACAAAGGCCAAUAAUGCUGGUAUUUCCGAUCGGGAACUGGUAGACUACAGUCUGGCAGAGUUGGGUCGGGCGCAGAGUUUAGCUGUUCGACCCGGUACGCCGAGUGAUCCCAAUCCGACUGGGGAAUGUUUGGUGCUAUGUCAGACGGAUAAAGCUGGGAUGCUGGAGAAGAUGUUACAUACUGGUAUGCCUUUGCAUUCGACGCUGCUGCAGAAUGAACAUAAGCGUUCUCCCCUUCUGCCGAUGGUGCUGGGCGAGAUAGUGGAUGGGGUGGUGGAGAGGGAAGAGCAGGUAAUGGAUGUGUUAAGUUGGACCGUUUUGCCUGCUGAACUUAUGCGCAAUCCGACUUACUACGAUUGUCGCACUAACGAUGCUGGUUCGGUGAUGGCGAGGUUGACGGAAGUUGGGGGGGAAUGGUUGCAGACGUUGAGGGAUCUAAGACUUAUAGGAAAGGGUGGGAAACUAGAGGCGACGGAAUUGGGAAAAGCAUUGCAUCAACAGCCCGGAUCGACAUUGUUACAUGUGGUAAGAUGGUUUGUGAAUAUGUCGGCGAAACCAAAUAAGGCAGCUAAAGAGAUGGAAACUUUUAUCCCUACGCCUCGGCUUAAGGGCGAGAAGGAACCAGUGGAGGGCAGGCUGGAAAGGGAGGUUUUGGAAGCAACAUUGACGCAGGUGGGGGACGAGUGGAAGAGUGCAUUCCGUCUCUCCACCCAUCCCCGCCCCGAUGGGAAAGAUGGAGAAGAGAAGGAAGGGGAAGAGGGGGAGAAGAAAGAAGUGACUUAUGGACUCAAGCACAGACUUUUGCUCUGCCUCUAUUUUGCCAAGUUGCAACUCAUUACUCCCUCCAAAGCAGCAUUCUUAGGGCUUAGUCGGCGGGCGAGAAAGAGACAACAACAGCAAAAUCAGCAAAAUCAGCAAAACGAAAAUGGAGAGGACCAUGAUGAUGAUGAAGAAGCAAUCGCACCUUCUGCAGGUGGCGACGAAAAAGCUUUUGCAAGGGUGAUUGAGAGGUUGGAAGAAGAGCAAGCGGCUGAAGUUUUGGCUCUGUUGGGGGCUAUUAGUUCUGUUGGUGGUCGCAAUUGA
Messenger RNA from Ustilago hordei, 5868 nucleotides. RefSeq names its product putative RNA helicase. Bases 1 to 5868 code for a protein of 1955 amino acids. NCBI's taxonomy places the organism in Eukaryota, Fungi, Basidiomycota, Ustilaginomycetes, Ustilaginales, Ustilaginaceae. Gene Ontology annotation, molecular function: ATP binding; nucleic acid binding. The record is from RefSeq and is a predicted model, not a curated record. The transcript has a single exon.